CUGCCUCCCCAGCCUUAUUCCCAGCCUCUGGCAUCGAGUUAUGCGCAGCUCCCGUGCUGCUGGGGGGGCCAAAGGCAUUGCCGGCCGUGUCCGCAGCAAGAGGGUCUGGAAAGCACUGCAACUGUUUCCACUACUAGGAGUAAAGACCAGUAAAGACAAAGCAGGAUGAAAAGAUGGCUGACUUCUUGUUACCACCGGGUACUAACAGCUUCCACCGGUUCACGCCUGAGUCCUUGGCUGCCAUCGAGAAACGGAUCGCGGAGAAGCUUGCAAGGAAUGCGAAGCAGGAAUACAGAGAGCAGCUGGGCGAGGAAGAGAAGCCUCAGCCUCAGUUUGAUUUGCAAGCUUGCAAGAAGCUGCCCGAUAUCUAUGGGACUGUUUCUCCAGAGCUCAUUGGGGAGCCCCUGGAGGACAUCGACCCUUUCUACAAUGACCGCAAGACAUUUAUAGUACUGAACAAAGGGAAGACAAUCUUUCGAUUUAGUGCCACUCCUGCCUUGUAUAUACUUAGUCCUUUCCAUCCAAUCAGAAGAGCAGCAAUUAAAAUUUUGGUACAUUCAUUGUUCAGUAUGUUUAUUAUGUGCACUAUUUUAACUAAUUGUGUGUUCAUGGCACAAUCAGAGACUCCGUCAUGGAAUAAAUAUGUUGAGUACACUUUCACUGGCAUUUACACUUUUGAGUCGUUGAUAAAAAUAUUGGCAAGAGGAUUUUGCAUGACAGAAUUCACCUUCCUUCGAGAUCCAUGGAACUGGCUGGAUUUCAGUGUUAUUGUUAUGGCAUACAUAACUGAAUUUGUGGACCUGGGCAAUGUCUCAGCCUUACGAACGUUCAGAGUACUGCGGGCGCUGAAAACAAUCUCAGUCAUUUCAGGGCUGAAGACCAUUGUAGGGGCACUUAUCCAGUCUGUUAAGAAACUUGCUGAUGUGAUGAUCCUGACCGUUUUCUGCUUGAGUGUCUUUGCCCUCAUAGGCCUCCAGCUCUUCAUGGGCAACUUGAGACACAAGUGUGUCAGGGAUUACACCAUGUUUAACUUCACCAAUGGCUCGUUGUAUUUGGAUGGUAGGAUGUGGAACACCUCGGAGGAAUUUCUUAGUGAUCCAGUGAACUAUUUCAUAAAAAAUGGUACAGAAGAUGUGUUGCUGUGCGGCAAUAGCUCUGAUGCUGGCUCAUGCCCUGAGGGGUACAUAUGUCUGAAGGCUGGGGAAAAUCCUGACCAUGGUUACACAAGCUUUGACACUUUUGGCUGGGCCUUUCUCUCUUUGUUCCGUCUUAUGACUCAAGAUUGUUGGGAGCGUCUUUACCAACAGACUCUCAGAUCUGCUGGGAAGAUCUACAUGCUUUUUUUUAUGCUGGUCAUCUUUCUGGGUUCAUUUUAUCUGGUCAACCUGAUUCUGGCUGUUGUGGCCAUGGCAUAUGAAGAGCAGAACCAAGCCACUAUUGCUGAAACAGAAGAGAAGGAAAGAAAGUUUCGAGAAGCCAUGGAGAUGUUAAAGAAGGAGCAGGAGGCGCUCGCUGCUAAAGGAAUUGAUUCAAUGUCACUUAGUUCAUUGGAAAUGUCACCCAAAAGUGGGAAAGAAAGAAGAAAUAAGCGAAAGAAAAAGAAAUCUUUGGGGACAGAUGAGUAUGUGGAAGACCAAAGGAAUCCCAACUGUGAUUACGACGAUGGUCAGAGGAGGAUGACUCUCCUUGGCAUUAGUUAUGGUCCCAGCGCAAACUUGGUGAAGCGCAGAACCAGCCACGGAAGCGUUUUCAGUUUCCGACUCCGUGGCAGAGACACUUGCUCCGAAACAGAUUUUGCCGAUGAUGAGAUCAGCAUCGCUGGGGAAAAUGAAAGCCACCGGGGCUCUCUCUUAAUUCCAAGAUCUGGGAGACGUCCAAGCGUGCAAAGUCAAGUGAGCCAUAGUUCUCACCCUACUACUCCCAACUACACCCAGACGGGCAAAAGGAACAGCUCAGUGGAUUGCAAUGGUGUGGUUUCCCUGAUAGGAGGAGGCAUCGGGGCACUCAACCCAGACCCUACUUCUCCUGCAGGGUUACUGCUCCCCCCAGUUAUUUUGGAAAAGCCUGGAACAGGUGACCUGACCUCUCCCUCGGACGAGGCGAGCAAGAAACAGCUUUUAAUGCCCCACCGCCCCUCCGUGGACCACUCGGACGAGCCCUUUCAGAGGCAGAGGGCAGUGAGUGCUGUCAGCAUCAUCACCAGUGCCCUGGAAGAGCUUGAGGAAUCGCACCAGAAAUGUCCUCCCUGCUGGAACCACUUUGCUGUUAAAUUCCUCAUUUGGGAUUGCUGCCCUCUUUGGCUUUUGAUCAAGAAAUUUGUCAAGUUUGUGGUAAUGGACCCAUUUACUGACCUCACCAUCACUCUCUGCAUUGUGCUGAACACGCUCUUCAUGGCCCUGGAGCAUUAUAAGAUGACGAAGGAGUUUGACCACAUGCUUUACAUAGGCAAUUUGGUCUUCACUGGGAUUUUCACAGCAGAAAUGGUCUUCAAAGUAAUUGCCCUUGACCCCUACUACUAUUUUCAGCAAGGUUGGAAUAUUUUUGACAGCAUAAUUGUCAUUCUAAGCCUGAUGGAACUGGGUUUGUCCAGCAUGGGAAACCUGUCUGUUUUACGCUCCUUUCGACUGCUGCGGGUCUUCAAGUUGGCGAAGUCCUGGCCGACCUUAAACACGCUCAUUAAAAUCAUUGGUAACUCAGUGGGUGCCCUCGGUAACCUCACGCUCGUGCUGGCAAUCAUCGUCUUUAUUUUCGCCGUGGUAGGGAUGCAGCUUUUUGGGAAAAGCUACUUGGACAACGUGAAGAAGAUAAGCAAGACUGGCAAUUUGCCACGGUGGCACAUGAACGAUUUCUUCCACUCGUUCCUCAUCAUCUUCCGGAUUUUGUGUGGAGAGUGGAUCGAGACCAUGUGGGACUGUAUGGAAGUAGCUGGGCAGCCACUGUGCCUUCUUGUCUUCUUGUUGGUCAUGGUGAUAGGAAACCUGGUGGUGCUCAACCUGUUCCUUGCCUUGCUGCUAAGCUCCUUCAGCGCUGACAACCUCUCGGCACCAGACGAGGACGGGGAGCUGAACAACCUGCAGCUCGCUUUUGCUCGGAUCAACAGGGGCCUCCAGUACGCCAAAAAAGCCAUGUGGAAUUUUUGCUGCCACGUCCUCCGGCACCCCAAGACAACAGCUGAAAAGAAGGCAAUGAUGAAGCUCGCUGCCCAGAACCCAGGUGCCCUUAACAACUGUGUGAACAGCCACACCACCGCUGAGCUCGGCAAGGACAUGGAGAAUCACAAGGAGAAUCACGCUGAGGAUGGGAUGAAUAAAAAUGGAGAGAAACACCUAGGAAUUACAGAAAAUGAUGAUUUUAUGACCAAUCCUGACCUGUCCAUUUGUGUUCCUAUUGCUGUGGGAGAGUCAGAUAUCGAGGAGGAAGAUGAGGAGCAAAGCACCUUUACGGAAAUGGAGCAGCAGGAAAAACAACUGCAGCUGAGGGGGCAGCGAGGUCAAAGCCCGGGAGUCCGGAGUCAGAACUCUGAGAUUUGUGAAGAGUUAAGUGAGUUGCACAUGGAUAAGCAGUUGAAGGCUGAGCCACCACCUCCAGUAGGGCAAAAAGAGCUUGAUGAAAUCAGUCUUUCUGAAGGCAGCACAGUGGAUUUGACAAAUCCCGCGGAACUGCUGGAGCAGAUCCCCGAGUUUGCUGAGGAGCUGAUGGAGCCUGAGGAUUGCUUCCCCGAAGUUUGUGUGCGAUUCUUCCCAUGCUGUUCAGUGGACAUCACAAAAUUUCCAGGCAAAAUUUGGUGGAGGCUGAGAAAAACCUGCUACAGAAUCGUCGAGCACAACUGGUUUGAAACUUUCAUCAUAUUCAUGAUCCUGCUGAGCAGUGGAGCCCUGGCCUUUGAAGAUAUUUACCUUGAAGACCGAAAAAACAUAAAAACCAUGCUGGAGUAUGCUGACAAAGUAUUCACUUACAUCUUUGUCUUGGAAAUGCUCCUGAAAUGGGUGGCUUAUGGCUUCAAGAAGUAUUUCACCAAUGCCUGGUGCUGGCUGGACUUCCUUAUCGUGGAUGUCUCUUUAAUAAGCCUCGUCGCCAACACACUUGGAUACUCUGAGAUGGGUCCCAUUAAAUCCCUCAGGACUCUCCGAGCUCUGCGACCACUAAGAGCUUUGUCACGAUUUGAAGGGAUGAGGGUGGUGGUCAAUGCCCUCGUGGGAGCCAUCCCUUCCAUCAUGAAUGUUCUGCUCGUCUGCCUCAUCUUCUGGCUCAUCUUCAGCAUCAUGGGAGUGAACCUGUUUGCUGGGAAGUUUGGGAAGUGCAUUAAUAAGACGGAAGGAGACAUGCCUUUAGACUCUAAAAUUAUUAACAACAUGAGUGACUGCAUACUCUAUAACGUGUCAGGGACAUUUUACUGGACAAAAGUUAAAGUUAACUUCGAUAAUGUUGGUGCUGGGUACCUGGCACUGCUACAAGUGGCCACAUUUAAAGGCUGGAUGGAUAUUAUGUAUGCAGCAGUGGAUUCACGAGAGUACGAGGAACAGCCUGAAUGGGAAUAUAAUUUAUACAUGUACCUGUACUUUGUGAUUUUCAUCAUCUUUGGGUCUUUCUUCACAUUGAACCUCUUCAUUGGUGUCAUCAUUGACAAUUUUAACCAACAAAAGAAAAAGUUAGGUGGCCAGGACAUUUUUAUGACAGAAGAACAGAAAAAGUACUAUAAUGCAAUGAAAAAGCUGGGAUCUAAGAAACCUCAAAAGCCAAUCCCAAGGCCACUGAACAAAUACCAAGGUUUUAUUUUUGAUGUCGUCUCAAAACAAGCCUUUGAUGUCUCCAUCAUGAUUCUCAUCUGCCUUAACAUGGUUACCAUGAUGGUGGAAACGGAUGACCAAAGUCAAGAAAAAGUCAACAUCCUCCAUAAAAUCAACAUGCUUUUUGUUGCCAUCUUCACUGGAGAGUGCAUCUUCAAAAUGCUGGCUCUGCGACACUACUACUUCACCAAUGGCUGGAACAUAUUUGACUUCGUGGUUGUGAUUCUGUCCAUCGUAGGCACUGUACUUUCUGACAUCAUCCAGAAAUAUUUCUUCUCUCCCACACUCUUCAGAGUCAUUCGUUUGGCUCGGAUUGGCCGGAUCCUCAGACUCAUCCGGGGAGCCAAAGGAAUUCGAACUCUCCUGUUUGCCUUAAUGAUGUCCCUACCUGCUCUGUUCAACAUUGGCCUCUUGCUUUUUCUGGUCAUGUUCAUUUAUGCCAUUUUUGGCAUGGCUAACUUUGCCUAUGUUAAGAAGGAGCAUGGGAUUGAUGACAUGUUCAACUUCCAAACCUUCGCUAACAGCAUGCUCUGUCUCUUCCAAAUCACAACGUCAGCUGGAUGGGAUAGUCUUCUCAACCCUAUUUUAAACACUGGACCACCAUAUUGUGACCCAAACCUUCCUAAUGCAAAUGGUUCAAAGGGAAACUGUGGAAGCCCUGCUGUAGGGAUUUUAUUCUUUGUUACAUAUAUCAUUAUAUCAUUUCUCAUUGUUGUAAACAUGUAUAUAGCCAUUAUUUUAGAGAACUUCAGUGUAGCCACUGAGGAAAGUACAGAGCCUCUAAGCGAGGAUGAUUUUGAUAUGUUCUAUGAAAUCUGGGAGAAGUUUGACCCUGAAGCCACUCAGUUUAUUGAGUAUUCUGCACUUUCAGACUUUGCAGACGCGCUAUCAGAACCUUUGCGCAUAGCGAAACCAAACAAAAUCAAACUCAUAGCGAUGGACCUGCCCAUGGUCAGCGGAGACAGGAUCCAUUGCUUGGAUAUUUUGUUUGCUUUUACGAAAAGGGUGCUAGGAGAAUCCGGAGAGAUGGAUGCCCUUAAAAUACAGAUGGAAGAAAAGUUCAUGGCGGCGAAUCCGUCUAAGAUCUCUUACGAACCGAUUACAACAACUCUCAGGCGGAAACAAGAAGAGGUCUCUGCCAUCGUCAUCCAGAGGGCCUACAGGAGACAUUUGUUCCGGCGCUCCAUGAAGCAGGCAUCUUACUUGUACCGGCACAGAACUUUGGAGAGCAGCAUCCUCGAGGACGAUGCACCCGAGAAGGAGGGUCUUAUUGCGUUCAUGAUGAACGAGAACUACGGCAGGCCAAUAGACAAAUCCCAAAGUCUGUCCUCCACCUCCUUCCCUCCGUCCUACGACAGCGUCACCAGGGGCACGAGCGAUAAUCUCCCGCUGAAGAUAACGGACGUGAGCAAAAGCGACGAGGCUAUGGAUUGUCUUCUCUCGCCGGACAAGGAUAAGGAAUCAAUUGUUUAAAUGUUUGUUUAGAAUGCUUUAAAAUAUUGUUUACAGAAUGUAAUGCUGUAACUACACAACGGUUGAAGCAGCCUUCUUGUUAAAAAUUAGUUGCAAAAGAAACAAUGGAGUUUUUACCCUUAACUACAGGAGUCUAAUAAGUCAUAUAACCUUUGACCCUGCUCUUUUUGACUUGGUUCAAUAUUUAUAUUUAUAUAUGCACAGGAAGAAUCUUUGCAGGGUCAUAGCUGUUAUAUCAAUGGUGUGAAUAAGAAUAGGCUAGACUGUAAAACAGUAAACACAGUGUAUAUCUAUCCACAGAUAAAGCCUGGCUGUAUAAAUUCAUUUAAGGUCUUACUCAUAUUAGUGUGUUUACUUAUGGCGAUGUAUGACCUUGCAUUCUAAAAAGAAAAAAAAAAUAUCACAGCUGCUGUAGCAAAAUGUAACACUUACUGUAUAUGUUGUGAAUGGUCUUUCAUAAAUUUAUUAUAUUUGAUAUUUUUUUACUUAAAAAAAAAAGUCUCUUUUUCCAUGGAGAUUAUUGAUCCUUACACUCUUCAUGAUGAACUCUGAGUUAAGGUAAUAGGAACUUGUGGGAUCCCCAUCGCUUGAAGAGGAAAGUUGUUGCAAAUAAAAGUAUCAAAUUAGCAACAUUUAAACUGUUUAUUACACUAAGCCCUCCCUCUUGGGACUUGCAGCUGCACGUCAGCAGAAACACACAAAAAAACCACCAGAACAGCAAAUGAUGUCAAAAC
Messenger RNA from Manacus vitellinus (golden-collared manakin), 6994 nucleotides. Its product is annotated as sodium channel protein type 5 subunit alpha. The record is from RefSeq and is a predicted model, not a curated record. Gene Ontology annotation, molecular function: protein binding; voltage-gated sodium channel activity. Gene Ontology annotation, biological process: neuronal action potential; sodium ion transmembrane transport; membrane depolarization during action potential. Gene Ontology annotation, cellular component: axon; plasma membrane; voltage-gated sodium channel complex. Bases 174 to 6260 code for a protein of 2028 amino acids. Lineage: Eukaryota; Metazoa; Chordata; Aves; Passeriformes; Pipridae. The transcript is spliced from 28 exons.